This is a messenger RNA of Amborella trichopoda, 946 nucleotides long. RefSeq names its product remorin 1.4. The record is from RefSeq and is a predicted model, not a curated record. Lineage: Eukaryota; Viridiplantae; Streptophyta; Magnoliopsida; Amborellales; Amborellaceae.
AGGUGGUUGUCGUUUGAAUAGAGGUGGAAGAGGUAAGCUAAAUUUAGGGGUUUGUAGUAAGUUAGCGGGGCAGGGGAUAGAGAGAAGGAGAAGAAAUGGGAGUAGAGGAGGCAAAGGCGAUGGGUGGAGAUGUGGCAGAGGAGAAGACUGUGAUUCCUCGAACUAAUGAGACUCCACCUGUUCCGGCUCCUCAAGACGAUUCAAAGGCUCUUGCUGUCGUUGAAAAGGUUGCAGAUCCUGUUCCCUCUUUGGACGUGGAGAAAAGCAUAGGAGGAUCCAUUGACAGAGAUGCGGUUCUUGCAAAGGUUGAGAGUGAGAAGAGAAUGUCUCUUAUAAGGGCAUGGGAAGAAAGCGAGAAAACAAAAGCUGAGAACAAGUGUUACAAGAAGCUUUCGUCCAUAGGGUCUUGGGAAAAUUCGAAAAAGGCAGCUGUUGAAGCCGAACUGAGAAAGAUCGAGGAAAAGUUGGAAAGACAGAAAGCAGAGUAUGCUGAGAAAAUGAAGAACAAAAUUGCUCUAAUCCACAAGGAGGCUGAGGAGAAGAGAGCCAUGACUGAAGCAAAACGUGGUGAAGAAUUGCUCAAGGCCGAGGAGACAGCCGCGAAGUAUAGGGCCACUGGCCUUGCCCCAAAGAAGCUAAUAGGCUGUUUUGGUGGUUAGAAAAGCCCUCUUUCUUUUUACAUUUGCUUAUUUUUUUUUCUCUUUUACCCAUCGUUUGUGCCUAAAGCAUGUUGAUUUGAUCUGGCGUUCUUUUGGGGGUUUUAUGUUAAUUUUUCCAGUGUUGUGUGUGUCGAUGUAUGUAGGUAUGUAUGUGUGUAUUUUAUGUAUUUAUAUUUGUUGUACAAUUAAGGGGUGUAUGUCCAGGUCUCCUACUUAAUUGCAUAGGACCAACAUGUGUUUAUGAUUUACAAGAAUUUGUUAUUGAAGCAAAUCUUUGUGUGCAAACA